Messenger RNA from Alternaria conjuncta, 1488 nucleotides. RefSeq lists its product as uncharacterized. The coding region runs from base 1 to 1488 and encodes 495 amino acids. The transcript is spliced from 7 exons. The record is from RefSeq and is a predicted model, not a curated record. Lineage: Eukaryota; Fungi; Ascomycota; Dothideomycetes; Pleosporales; Pleosporaceae.
AUGGAGCCCGCGCCAGAACGUGUGAGGCGCACCACGCGUCGUCCUACACUCCCUCCAGAAAAGAACACCGGGCGCGUCCAAGACAAAUACUCGGCAUAUGACGAUUUCGCCUGGGAGGAGAUUGAGAAAUUCUUGAGGACCAAGUGGCCCCAAUGGAAGGAUUUCAACCCAAGAAAAUUCAACGAUAAUUGGCAAUUCGAAAUACCAGUGAAGUUGACAGAUCUGCAGCCGUCAUAUUUCUGUUUGACUGAAAGAGAAGAUGAUGUUGACGAAAUAUACGAAAUUCCAGUGAUCGACACUGUGAACGGCAUCGGAAGACCAUUUGUUCCGAAAAACAUACACUCACCUGCGAAGCUCAAUACCUGGCUUGGCGUGCAAGUAUUGCCCUGCACCAACGAUCCUUCAGCACAGCAGGUCAUUGCUCAGAAGAAGGAUCCCAAGUGUCGGUUCAUUUACCUCUAUGCAGAACAUUCACGGGAUAAAUUGAAGUUCACCUUGGACAGUUUAUGCCAGCUUUUGACCUAUUACCAGGUCAUGCCUGAGUAUCUGGAUUUCAUGCUUGUUUUCGGAUCGAAAUCGGAUGAAAGAGACUUGCGGUUCAGCGGCUUCCGCGAUCAGAUACGCCUGAAGCCUUCCACCAGCGCACGUCAUGAUAUACCGGAGCUAGGCCGUAGCGGCAGAGUCUUCCAGCUCUGCUACAACCUCAAGAGCGUAUACAUGAAAAAUGCGAGCAAAGAAAAUCGAAAACUUGACGCUUGGUCUAUUCGAAACGCUGCGUUUUACCAUCACUUCGACGUUGAGUAUGGUACUACGCUCUGGAUCGUCACGAAGGGUGGUAGGGACAUACUAGACCAGUAUCAGAACUUGAUCAGCUCGGGUGCGCAAUCAGGGGAGAUAUGCUAUGAUGAUCUUGCGUCAUCGUAUCGUUCGACUCUGGCAACGCAUCUGCUCUACUGCCAUUGGUCUACCGAAGACUGGAGGUGGUAUAUUGGUUGGCUGGAGGACAUCGUGGAUCGAGAGAGUGGCAUGGCCGUUGAUGGUCUCCGCGGGCACGGUUACGCACACAAAGAAUAUGAGCCAUGGGACAUACAAGAUCUGCAGCAUUGGCAGGACAAAACAAAUGAGGUAGUAAUGGUCGUUGAAGCUAACGCAAAGAUUCUGCGCUCCCUGCGGAAGUUUUACUCUGAUCUCGUUGUCAAAAAAGAUUUCCCAUUGGCUCUGCGAAACGCAUGCGAAGACGACAUGGAUGCGUUUUUUUCGCAGCUCGAUGGAUUUAUCGAUGACUUCGAUAUGCAGAUCGCUAGAGCGAGGCUUCUAGCGAACAUAAUCAGUGAUAGGAAGGAGCUUGUCUUGCAGCACUUGCAGAGCCAGGCCUCCGACCGGACUGAGCAGCUUAACAGGAACCUCGAGCGUGAGACUGUUGUCAUGCGAAUCAUCACCAUUGUCACACUGAUAUAUCUUCCGGCCACAUUCGUAUCGGUGAGUUAG